Stegostoma tigrinum is the source of this 2404-nucleotide messenger RNA. It is a transcript of the gene pros1, whose product is annotated as protein S. NCBI's taxonomy places the organism in Eukaryota, Metazoa, Chordata, Chondrichthyes, Orectolobiformes, Stegostomatidae. The record is from RefSeq and is a predicted model, not a curated record. Gene Ontology annotation, molecular function: calcium ion binding. Gene Ontology annotation, cellular component: extracellular region. The coding region runs from base 134 to 2158 and encodes 674 amino acids. The transcript is spliced from 15 exons.
UCCCAGCUCCCUCCCCCGGCCCUCCUCCAUCCCGGGGCAGUUUUAGAUCACUGACCCCUGGGCCAGGUCGGAAAGAGCCCGCGGGAUCCCGGAUUGUGUGGGGACGCUGCUGUCCCUCUCUCAGCCUCUCGCCAUGGCCAGGACGCCCUACUGCGUAGCGCUGCUUUGCUUAGCGCUGUCCCAGGCGGUAUCCUUCCUGUCACACCAACGAGCAUCACAAUUCCUCGCCAGAUACCCACGGGCAAAUGUGAUGUUUGAGGAACACAAACAAGGCUCUCUAGAGCGGGAAUGCAUUGAAGAAAUUUGCAAUCUAGAGGAAGCGAGGGAAAUAUUUGAGAACAAUCAAGAAACAGACUACUUUUACCCCAGAUAUCUUGAUUGUCUCAGCCGCUACCAGGUAGGCGUCCCAAGCCAUUACCGCAGUUCCAAAAACUUCCCUGGGGAUUUGCGGAGCUGUAUUACCGAAAUUCCAGACCAGUGCAGCCCUUCACCAUGUAACCCUGAAGGCUCAGUCCAAUGUGUGGACGAAGAGGCUGCGUUCACCUGCAUCUGUAAGGAAGGCUGGACAGGAGUUACAUGUCAGCAAGAUAUCGAUGAAUGCCAAAGUGGGGUAUUGGAUGAGAAAGCAUGCAACCAUUCCUGUCACAAUGUGCCUGGGAGUUAUCGCUGCUACUGUGAUGAAGGCUUUUAUAUUGACUCUAAUAAACGGAACUGCAUUGAUAAGAACGAGUGCUUUACGCAUCCAAACAUUUGUGGGAAGGCAGCGUGCAAUAAUCUGCCAGGUACCUUCGAGUGUAAAUGUACCACAGGAUAUGCCUUCAACUCCAUCACGAAAGACUGUCAUGAUAUCGAUGAAUGUGCAGAGAACGUGUGUACAUAUGGCUGUGUGAAUUUCCCCGGCAGCUACUCCUGCUUCUGUGACGGGAGGAAAGGAGAGAGAUUGUCUGCCAAUGGCCAGAGUUGUCAGGAAAUCCCCACAUGUGUCGCCCUUCAGACCAGCAGGAAGUCAGAUAUUCUAAACAUGGGGGAGCUGUUUGCUGGAAUUCCUGUUGUCUACCUUCGAUUCAAGAUCGCUGCCAAGAGCCGAUUUAAUGCAAAAUUUGACCUGAGGACUUAUGACUCGGAAGGUGUUAUAUUCUAUGCUGAAACAAAUGGGAACAGUGCCUGGUUUCUGUUUGCUGUUCGGGAUGGAAAGCUGGAAGUUCAGUUCAAGAAUGAGAACAUAGCCAAGGUGACAAUUAGUGCUGGACCAUUGAUCAAUGAUGGGACCUGGCACACAAUCUCUGUAGAAGAAACUCAAAAUAGUGUGUUGGUGAAGAUUGCCCAGGAGUCCGUGAUCAAAAUCAAUAGUCCUAGACGACUCUUCUCAGUGGAUAAUGAAACAACGGAGAUAAAGAUAUCUAUCGCAGGUUUACCCAGACAGGCAGAUCGUAUCCUUCCAACUAUGAACCCUCGGUUAGAUGGCUGUAUGCGGAAAUGGAGCUGGAUGAAUCAAGGAUCUGCUGGAAUUGAAGAUGUUAUUCAGAAUAUAAAAAGCAAGCAGUGCUAUCUGGAUAUUGUGAAGGGCUCCUACUUCCCUGGCAUGGGAUAUGCUAUAUUUCCAUUGAAUUACAAUAUGACAGAAGAACCUCCAGGAGGUUGGAAAAUUAAACUGUUUCUCGAAAUGCAACCAUCAAAAGAUACUGGUGUGUUAUUUGCUUUGAUCAGUGGAGAGAAUGUCCCGUUGUCACUUGCCCUAACGUAUUCCAACUCAACACCUACAGGCAAAAAGCAGGACCUCAUUCUGGCUAUAGAGAAUCGGACAGUGUGUCGAGCGGAGGGGAUUAGCCUGUGUGAUGGCGAACGUCACUCGGUCAAUCUCACUGUAACCGUUGAAGGCAUCCUGUGGACAGUGGAUGAAGUUGCUCACAGGAGCCACUUGACCAGCUCAGAACUGAGGAAGCAACUAUCUCUGUUGGAUCGAGCCAUGCAGGAAACAGUCAAUACCACACUGGGAGGCAUACCAGCUGUUCCAUUUACAUCCGCACCCAUCACAGCUUCGUUUACUGGGUGCCUCAAUAUAAAGAUUAAUGAUGAAAUUAUCGACCUGGAUGAAGCCAGUCACAGGGAUCCCAAUAUCCAGUCCCACUCCUGCCCGUCAGUGAAGAGAGAAGAUUAGAGUCUAUCAGGCACUCUGUCACUGUAGUAAAUAUUCCUGUGUUCCAACUAUUGUAUGCCACUGUGUGGAGAUUGUUAUAAAAUUCAUAGGCUGUAAACUGGACAUCAUGAAAACAUUCUGGAAUAAGUGUAGAAUUUAACAAUGUUUGCCCUGUGCUAAAAAAUAACAACUAAACCAAUUCUAAGACACUUUUUAAAAAAAGUCUUUGUCAAUAUGCGUGUUUAAUUAAACUGAAACUGUACUGAA